AUGUCAGUCGACAAACUCCGACCCAACGAUCCUCGAGCCAAAAAGGCUUCAGUGGAAGUCAACGGGCACAGGUGGUACUACCUCGACGCCGCCGCCAAAGGCCAGCAAAAAGGCGUCGUCUUCCUCAUCCAUGGCUUCCCAGAUCAAGCCUUUGGCUGGCGCUACCAAAUCCCCAUGCUCAACUCGCUAGGCCUGCGCUGCAUCGCGCUGCAAUGCAUGGGCUACGGCGACACAGGCAACUCCCCCAACCUGCGCAACUACGGCUUCAAAGCCCACGCCGACGCCGUAGCCGGCAUCGCCAAAGCCAUCGGCGCGCACCAAAUCAUCAUCGGCGGGCACGACUGGGGCGGCGCGGUGAUUUUCCGCGUCGCGCAGUGGUACCCCCGCCUCGUCACGCACGUCUUCUCCGUGUGCACGCCGUUCUUCCGCGUGAAUGAUUCGUACGUUUCGGUGGAGCAGAUGGUGCAAGGGCCUGUGCCGCAGUUUGGGUACCAGUUGCAGUUUGGGAGUGAGGAUUUCAAGGUUGAGAGGGCUGUGGGGGACGAUGAGGGGCGGAUGAGGACGUUUUUGAAGGGGAUGUAUGGGGGACGGCCGAGGGGUGGGGGGAAGUUUAUGACGCCUGAGAGGGGGAUUGAUUUGGGGUUGUUGGAGGAUGAGGUUGCUAUGACGCCUUUAUUGGAUGAGGAGGAAUUCGAAUACACCGUCAAGGAGUACAUGAAGAAUGGGCUAGAAGGCCCCUGCAACUGGUACCGCACGCGGAAGAUCAACUUCGAGGACGACAUGCACAUGCCCGCCGAGCAGAAGAAGGGCAUUCAGCAGCCGACUUUGUUCAUCCAGGCGCUAAGGGACAACGUCCUCACACCAGACCUUGCGAAGGGUAUGGAUAAGGCGAUUCCGAAUCUGACGACAGGCGAGGUGGAGGCGACACAUUGGGCUUUGUGGCACACGCCGCAGGAGACGAAUGAUAUUAUCAAGAGGUGGAUCGAAGGCGUUGUCUUUGGCGGGAAGAGUAAGCUUUGA
Molecule: messenger RNA, 1020 nt
Organism: Neohortaea acidophila
Lineage: Eukaryota; Fungi; Ascomycota; Dothideomycetes; Mycosphaerellales; Teratosphaeriaceae
Product: Alpha/Beta hydrolase protein
Exons: 4
Coding region: 1-1020 (339 amino acids)
Molecular function (GO): hydrolase activity
Source: RefSeq, a predicted model, not a curated record